AUGUAUCAGGAAAUGGCACUGCUGCCUGGGAAUGCAGAUCCCGAAUUCACUGCAUACUCUUAUAACAACUUGGAGACACUUUGUGAUGUGCAGACAAAGAAAGGAGUCUUCUACAAAAAAGCAAAACUUCUCAAUCCUGGGGAAGACAUGUAUUGCUUUGCCUGCAGGGAGGACCGAGCCAGGAAUGUGAUAAUCAAUGUAGGGGGCAUAAAAUACAAGAUUCCAUGGACCACAUUAGAGAAUUGUCCCUUGACCAGGCUUGGAAAGUUAAAAUCAUGCAACAACUAUGAUGAAAUAAUGGAUAUAUGUGAUGAUUAUGAUGUCAACUGCAAUGAAUUCUUUUUUGACCGCAAUCCUUGUGCCUUCAGGACCAUCAUGACUUUUUUGACAGCUGGGAAGCUAAGGCUCCUCAGGGAAAUGUGUGCUCUCUCUUUCCAAGAUGAACUGGUUUACUGGGGGAUAGAAGAGGAACACUUGGAGUGGUGCUGUCAAAGAAGACUACGACAGAAAGAGGAAGAGAUGGCAGAAGCUGCAUUGUUUGAAGAUGAAGUGGAAGAUAAUGAAGCACCCCAAUGUGCCUUCAAGGACAGUAGCCGUUUGCAUUUGUGCAUGAGAAAGCUCAGGGAUAUGGUGGAAAAUCCUCAUUCAGGGAUCCCAGGAAAGAUCUUUGCUUGUAUAUCUGUUUCUUUUGUUGUCAUCACUGCAGUUAGCCUCUGCAUUAGCACCAUGCCAGAUCUCAGAGAAGAAGAAGAUCGGGGGGAAUGUUCCCAAAAGUGCCAUGACAUCUUCGUGCUGGAAACGGUCUGUGUGGCUUGGUUUUCUUUUGAGUUCAUCUUGCGCUCUAUCCAGGCAGAGAGCAAGUGUGCCUUUUUGAAGACACCACUCAACAUUAUAGACAUUUUGGCCAUCUUGCCUUUCUAUAUCUCUUUGAUUGUAGAUAUGGCUUCUCCCAAAACCAGCAACAAGCCUGGGGGUGGAGGUGGAGGAGUUGGAAACAAGUACCUAGAGAGAGUAGGUCUGGUGCUGCGCACCCUGCGAGCCCUUCGUAUCCUGUACGUCAUGCGUUUGGCAAGGCAUUCCCUGGGGCUGCAGACCCUGGGACUCACUGUGCGCCGCUGCACACGGGAAUUUGGACUCCUCCUCCUUUUUCUUUGUGUUGCCAUGGCACUCUUUUCGCCACUCGUUUACUUGGCAGAAAAUGAAAUGGGUGCCAAGCAUGAAUUCACUAGUGUUCCCAGCAGUUAUUGGUGGGCUGUAAUAUCCAUGACAACGGUUGGCUACGGUGACAUGGUGCCUCGUAGUAUUCCAGGUCAGGUAGUAGCCUUGAGCAGUAUCUUGAGUGGCAUCCUGCUUAUGGCUUUUCCUGUGACUUCCAUUUUCCACACUUUCUCGCGCUCGUACAUAGAGCUUAAGGAAGAACAGCAGCGAGCUGCUAAUAGGCAACUUCACGAACUGGAAGAGAGCAGCAACCUCCCACAAGACAGCAGCUCUCAGGAAGGAGAUUCCUUCUCUUCGCAGGGCAGUGAUGGAGCAGCAGUCCACGCAGAAAUGGAACAAGGGACUAAGAAUUGCUGACACAAAUGAAAUUGGAAUUGUGCGGGAAUAGCAGAGGAAAAGUGCAUGGAGGGAUAUUUAUGUCUUCAAGAAAUUACCAAACUGCUUAGAUCUCCUAUUACCACCAGAAAGACUGUCUUUUGAGCAAUGGCUUACAUGACCAAUCACAGUGCUAAGGACAGUUUGGCUUUAAACAUACUUUAGAAUUUCAGAGACUCUCCAGCACUAAAAAUGCUGCUAAUUGCUCUUUCAAAAGCAAUUUUCAGACAUGUUUCUUUUGUGUGCGUGGGAAGAAAUAACAUAGCUAAAUCAUAUUUUUGUCCGAAUUCAGAAUAAGUCCGUGUUCCAUUCACUAUGUAUGGAACUAGAGCAACUGGAAGAU
This is a messenger RNA of Candoia aspera, 1936 nucleotides long. It is a transcript of the gene KCNG2, whose product is annotated as potassium voltage-gated channel modifier subfamily G member 2. The transcript is spliced from 2 exons. Lineage: Eukaryota; Metazoa; Chordata; Lepidosauria; Squamata; Candoiidae. Bases 1 to 1575 code for a protein of 524 amino acids. Gene Ontology annotation, molecular function: protein binding; voltage-gated potassium channel activity. The record is from RefSeq and is a predicted model, not a curated record. Gene Ontology annotation, biological process: potassium ion transmembrane transport; protein homooligomerization. Gene Ontology annotation, cellular component: membrane; voltage-gated potassium channel complex.